AUGAGGAUGGACGAGACAACUACCAUCACGGCUCUUGGGGAAGGAAAACACUACAAAUUCCUGGGGGUGCUAGAGAACGUUCGACAGGAUGAACGGCUGGCCCUAGCGUGUGCGGCUAAAGAGUAUCUACGCAGGAUAUCUAUUAUAUGGUCCAGCCCCCUGUCUGAUUGUAACCGUGUGCAGGCAACUAAUCAGUAUGCACUUCCGGUCCUGCGGUACUUAAUGUGGACACAGCAUUGGCCUCUAUCAGAGUUAAGAGAUGUGGACAGAGCAGCUCGGAAGAUCAUAGUUGAGAACGGUGGCAAGCACCCAGCUAUCCUAACUUCUUUGUUAUAUCUAUCGAGGGAGAAAGGGGGUAGAGGCCUGCGAUCAGUCGAACACGAGUACAAGAUCACUAAAAUCAAAUCGCUACUGAAAUUGUAUCAGAACUCGGACCAAACUGUGGAAGCAGUUAGAGAAUUUAAAGAACACGCCAUGGCAUCAGGCCACCAGUCGCUCUUAAAGGAAGCAGCUAAGUACGCUGAAGAACUCAACAUCACACGUCAGCUUGAUACCCUAAAUCCCGUGUGUGUUACAACAGAAGCAAACGUGGUAACUGCAGCAAGAGCUGGGAAUCUGUUGAAGCAAUCUCAAGAGAAGCAGUUCUUGGAGAUCGCUAAAGACAAAAAGUGGCAAGGAAAGUUAUUCCGUAUCAGAUGGGAAGAUGAGAGCCCAAGCAUAACCAGCUACUUUGCAUGGUUAAAAGGUUGGGCAACAUGCCCUACAUAUACCAUCGCGGGCAUGUAUGAACUGUAUGAGCAGUUGUUACCUACGAAGCUCUACACAAAGGAGAAGACGCAAACCUCCACCGACGGCGAAGUCCUAUGCAGGUUAUGUGGGAAGGUAGCUGAGAGCGUUGCACAUGUAUUGGCUGGAUGUUCCUCCCUGGAACAAACCAAGUACCUAUGCAGGCAUAAUGCAGCUUUGAAGAUUCUGUUUUUUGAGCUCCUGCGAGAGCAUGGGUUAAUAGAAGAGGUUGCACCACGGUACUCACCGGUGAUGCCAAAACCAGCCUACCAGAGCACCACGAGUGAGGCGUUUCGGGAUAUUCCCAUCUACGCAGACCACAACGAAGUUAGAGCAAAUCGGAUCGACGCGAGACUUGUCAGCCACGAGAGGAAAGAAGUCUGCACAACUGAAAUGAGCUGCCCAUGGAUUGAGAGUAGAGCUAAGAAAGAUGAGGAAAAGACACUCAAGUAUGGGCCCAUGAUGUGGGAGCUGAAGCAGAGAUACAAUGGUUACAGGGUUGAACAGUACAACGUAAUAAUUGACGUACUGGGUGGUUACUCUAAACACCUAGAGAAGUCGGUGAGGAAGCUACUUGGAGCGAGAGCACGGAGCGUACUUGAGCGGAUGCAGAAGUCGGUCAUCUCAAACACUUUAAACAUUGCCAGAACAUUUAAGAUAAAUACUUAGUUAGGGCGCUAAGGGCUCCAGUUUUUAGGUUUUUGUUUUUUCUCUAUAAAUCUAGAAACACAAGCUUGCUGAUGUUUUUACUUAGAUUUUUUAGAACAUUAGAGUUUGAUAUCAUUAUAAAUAAGCUUUUAGUAGAGAUAUUCACAUUAUGAUGGCCUCAUUUAGGUGUAUAAGAGAUAAUGAGAGUGUAAGAACUGAAUAAUUUUCUAAAUAGGCCUCUAUUAGAGAUAAUCAUAUCAUCAUGUCUUAGCGUAUGUUUUACAGAGUAUCAGAAUUUAAUAAUAUUCUAAAUUGGCUUUUUACGUAGAGAGAUUCACAUCAUUAUGUAUUUUAGGAUCGUAUUAGGUUUCGUAUCGACCUUUUUUUACUUCUAAGUAUAGCUUCUCAAGUGGUGUAGGUUACGCUAUGCGCCCUAUACUACUCACAAUGUGGACAGUAUUCCACAGUUUCAUACUGCGACAUAAUAAUAAUAAUAAUAAUAAUAAUAAUAUCAAUAAUAAACUUGGCCGUUAGCAAACAUCCAACAGCUUGACCGAGAGGGAAGAAAGAUCAUCGUGGAGAAUGGAGGGAAUCACCCCAAGGGAUCGACAGCGAUACUCUACAUGUUUUGGAAGUUCGGUGGAAGAGGUCUCAAGUCCGUGGAAAAUGAAUACAAGAACACUAAGAUCAAAGCAGCAGUAAAGCUUUAUUGCAACGCCGACCCUACGAUGACAGCAGUAAGAUCGUUUGAAGAGCUAGCCGUACAGAAUGGACGCCACUCUUUCACUAAAGAUGCUAAGAAGUACGCAGACGAGCUGGAUCUACAGCUGUGGUUAAACUUGCCUAACCCAACUGCUGUCGCCGAUGGUAAGAAAGUCGAAGCUAAGAAGGUAAAGCAGGCAAUCUACAAAGCCCGCCAGCACGAGAUACAAUCAACGGUAUCUGAGAAGGGAUGGCAACGAAAGUUUAUCAAGAACAGAUGGGACGACGAGAAAGUUAAACUGGAGGAGUGCUUUGCGUGGCUUUCCUCAUGGAAGAAUGCCCAACGCAUACCAUCGCUGGAGUACAAGAGCUUUACCAACAGCUGUUACCUACCAAGUUUACUACAACAGAAAAACAAAACCACAAGUAACUGAUUAAAGAUGCCGCCCAUGCGGGGAUUCCCUGGAGAAUGAGCAGCACAUUCUAUCUGGCUGUAGUGCACUAG
This is a messenger RNA of Porites lobata, 2641 nucleotides long. NCBI's taxonomy places the organism in Eukaryota, Metazoa, Cnidaria, Anthozoa, Scleractinia, Poritidae. The record is from the annotation of a GenBank genome assembly.